Molecule: messenger RNA, 1971 nt
Organism: Zea mays
Lineage: Eukaryota; Viridiplantae; Streptophyta; Magnoliopsida; Poales; Poaceae
Biological process (GO): carbohydrate metabolic process
Molecular function (GO): hydrolase activity, hydrolyzing O-glycosyl compounds
Source: RefSeq, marked provisional
AGCAUGUCUCGCGGGUCCUGCCGUCUCGUCGCCACUACUGACUACUGAGGAGAGGAGCAUGGCCCUGACUAACGUCUUCGUCGUCCUCCUGAGUACCGCAUUGGCUGUGCUCCCCUUCUCCCCUGCCGAUGCCGGCGUGGUGGGCGUGAGCUACGGCCGAUUAGGGAACGACCUGCCGGGCACGGCUUCGGUGGUAAAGCUGCUGAAGAAGAGCGGCAUCACCUCGGUGAGGCUCUACGACGCCAACUCAAAGGUGCUCAAGGCCCUGGCCAACACCGGGAUCACGGUGAUGGUAAUGCUACCCAACGACAAGCUCGCCGCGGCGGCCGCGGACCCGUCGAGCGCGCGACGGUGGGUGCGGAGGAACGUGGCGGCGUACUACCCCGCCACGCAGAUCCACGCCGUCGCCGUCGGGAACGAGGUGUUCGAGGAGGCCAAGAACCUGACCGGGCAGCUCGUCCCGGCCAUGUCCAACGUGCACGACGCGCUGGUGAAGCUUGGCCUGGACGGGGCCGUGAAGGUCUCGACGCCGAUCGCGUUCACCGCGCUCCAGGAGUCGUGGCCGCCGUCCGCGGGCAGGUUCCGGGACGACAUCGCGCGGUCGGUGAUGAAGCCCAUGAUCGAUUUCCUGGAGCGGACCGGGUCGUACCUCACCGUGAACGCCUACCCGUUCUUCGCGUACGCCGAGGAGCCAGACAAGAUCUCCCUCGACUACGCCCUGGGGAACUCCAACGCCACCGGCGUGCGCGACCCCGUGACCGGGCUCGUGUACCACAGCCUCCUGGACGCCCAGCUCGACGCCACGUACUUCGCGAUGGAGAAGCUGGGGACGUCCAGAUCCAGUGCGCGGGGGCCAAAAUCCGUGGCGCCAGCAGCGCACGUUUCGGAGAGCGGGUGGCCUUCCGGCGGCAAACCCAAACGCGGCGGCAGGCCGCGGCCACGCCCACGCGGCGGCGGGAGGCGUUUGGAGUUGGAGCAGGCUGGAGGUGAAGCGGCUUCGGUAGCCAACGCGCAAGCGUACAACAACUACCUGAUCAAGCGCGUGCUGUCCGGUGACACGGGCACCCCGUACCACCCCGACGCCGACAUGGACGUCUACAUCUUCUCCCUCUUCAACGAGAACCAGAAGGGCGACGGGGCGGACGACGUCGAGCAGCACUUCGGGCUGUUCUACCCGAACCGGACGAAGGUGUACGAGUUCGACUUCCGGGGCGGCGCGCUGGUGGCCAGCUGGUGCGUGGCGAACGCGUCCGCCGGGGACGCGCGGCUGCAGGCGGCGCUGGAGUACGCGUGCGGCCACGGCGCCGACUGCGGCGCCAUCCAGCCCGGCGCGCCGUGCUUCGAGCCCGACACCAGGCUCGCGCACGCCUCGUAUGCGUUCAACAGCUACUACCAGCGCAACGGCCGGGCCAAGGCGGCGUGCGACUUCGACGGCGCCGCCUACGUCGUGUAUCACGAACCAGCUGGCACCUGUGACCCGAACGUGAGCUGGUGCGUGGCGAAUGCGGCGGCCGGCGACGCGCGGCUGCUGGCAGCGCUGAACUACGCGUGUGCCAACGGCGCGGACUGCGGCGCCAUACAGCCCGGCGGAGCGUGCUUCGAGCCCAACACCGUGGUCGCCCACGCCUCGUACGCGUUCAACAGCUACUACCAGCGGAAGGGGCGGGGCAGCGGGACGUGCGACUUCGCCGGAGCCGGUUCCGUGGUCUACCACGCGCCAAAGAUUAUUGGGAAGUGCGUCCUCCCGUCGAAAGCUUGGAUUCAAGAAACAACAACAGUCAAGUCUAGAGGAUUCAAGACAAGUUCGGUUUAACCUCGUACUAGGAACGUAGAAUAAUGUAAACAUUGGCAUCUGCACAUCAGGAUAACUGAUGUCUUUGUGUUGCUUUGCUUUUCGGACACUCAUGAACCAUCGUUCCUGUUUCCUGAGGCGGAUCUCCUGCUAGGUUUGGUUCCCGGCUUCUGGCUUUA